Molecule: messenger RNA, 1528 nt
Organism: Serinus canaria (Common canary)
Lineage: Eukaryota; Metazoa; Chordata; Aves; Passeriformes; Fringillidae
Product: ras-related and estrogen-regulated growth inhibitor-like
Exons: 4
Coding region: 42-755 (237 amino acids)
Molecular function (GO): GTP binding; GTPase activity
Source: RefSeq, a predicted model, not a curated record
GGGAGCGGCGGAUCCCGGGGCAGCCCCGGCCCGGCUCCGGGAUGAGCUUCCCGCGGCCCCUGCGCCGCUCCGUGAGCCUCAGCCCGGCCCGCACCCUGCGCCUCGUCGUGCUGGGACAGAGCGCCGUGGGCAAGACAGCGCUGACAGUACGCUUCAUCACCAGGAGAUUCAUUGGAGACUAUGACCCAACCCUAGAAAUGAUCUACAGGCACGUGGCUGUCAUCGAUGGAGAGAUGGUGCACUUCGAGAUCCUCGAUACAGCCGGACAGGAGGAGGACUCCCUGCAGAUCGAGGAGAAGAUCAAGUGGGGCGAUGGCUUUGCCGUGGUGUACUCGGUGACCGACCGCUGCAGCUUCGACGAGGUGAUGCGGCUCUGCUUCCUCAUCAACCACCUGCACGCCAGCCCCAAGCGCAGCGGCGGCACCGAGCAGCCCCCCGUGGUCAUCGUGGGCAACAAGAAGGACCUGCAGUUCGACAGGAUGGUGUCCACCGAGGACGGGGAGAACCUCUCCAAAGCCCUCAAGAUUCCCUUCUACGAGAUCUCCACCCGGGACAGCUACGAGGAGCCGGUGGCGGUGUUCAGCAGCCUUUACCAGGAGCUGCUCCGGCAGGGCCACUUCUCCCCGGGCUCCUUCAAGAGAAGGACAGUGUCCAAGCUCAUGGAGAAGAUUCCCAAAAUGCAAGCCAGCUCCACCCUGAACUCCGCGGGCAGGAGCCUCAGCUUUAACUCCUUCAGGGACUACAUUCCCGAGUGAGCGCCCGGCUCACGCCCGGAUGGGGGCAGCUGCUGGGGCUGUGCCGGCUCUCUGGAGGGGAAGGGCAGGAGUGCAGAGGGUGGCACCGGGCUACAAAAGCCUCUGGGUUCUUCUUACAGGGGGUUUUCUUCAUCCAUCUGAUCCCUUUGCUCCCUCCUCCCCCUCUGGCAUAGCUGAGGUGACUCCAGUGGUGUUGGGACAGCCCUCGGAGGGAGGCUCAGCUGUGUUUUGGUGGGGCUCAGACCCAGCACACGCACGUCUGGGGGGGCUUUCCCCCUCCCCUGAGCUGGCUGGGGGUAUCUGCACCCCAAAUCCAGCACCCACCAUGCUGGGUGACCCCGAGGGCCAUGCUGGCUCCCGGGCUGGCAGCAGCCAUUCCCUGGGGAUGGAGCCUGCUUCCUCAGCGUGGCUGGUGAGUAAAACCCCUGGAUCCUCCAACCCUUCCAGCCCAUCCAGGCUGUGCUCAGUAGCACAGAGCUGAUUCCAGAAGCUGCUUGCAGGUCCCCCUCUGUCUGCUCAUCAGCUGCCCUGUUCCCAGAGGCAAAACCACCGUGGCCUGAGGAGUUGUUUUGCACAGGGAUGGGGCAGUAGAGGCGUGGGAAGGAGCCGGGCUCGUGGCUCAUGUUCCUUCCCUCCCUCUGGGUGUUGGGGCUGUGUGGCUGCUCAGGGUGGCUGUGCUGGACCCUGUGGUGUGACUCCCCUGUCCCCUCUGUUGUGACCGACCCCAUUGUCUGCUGCCGUGUCCUGUGACAAUAAAAGCCGAGUUCCCAACC